Rotaria socialis is the source of this 267-nucleotide messenger RNA. Lineage: Eukaryota; Metazoa; Rotifera; Eurotatoria; Philodinida; Philodinidae. The record is from the annotation of a GenBank genome assembly.
AUGGCAUCUACCCUCAGCCAUCAUGGAGUUCAACAUGUGAAUUUCGGAUGCAGCUGCUUCACAGGUGAUGCCAACACUAGUCUACAUGGUGCUGCUAGCAUCCUACAUGAUGUUGCUAGACGUCCAGGUGAUGCUACUAGCAUCCCACACAGUGCUGCUAGUAUCCUACGUGGUAAUGCUACUAGCAUAUCUGGUGAUGUUGGUAGCAUUUCAGAUGAUGCCACGUGCAUCCCAGGUGAUAAUGCUAAAAUCCCAUGGUAUCGUUAG